Branchiostoma floridae (Florida lancelet) is the source of this 1952-nucleotide messenger RNA. RefSeq names its product GTP-binding protein Di-Ras2-like. Gene Ontology annotation, biological process: Rap protein signal transduction; negative regulation of cell migration. Gene Ontology annotation, cellular component: plasma membrane. The transcript is spliced from 2 exons. Gene Ontology annotation, molecular function: GTP binding; GDP binding; GTPase activity. Lineage: Eukaryota; Metazoa; Chordata; Leptocardii; Amphioxiformes; Branchiostomatidae. The coding region runs from base 537 to 1235 and encodes 232 amino acids. The record is from RefSeq and is a predicted model, not a curated record.
GACAUCGAUACAACAGUUUGCAUGGCAAAUACGUCACGGGUCGCCCCGAGCAGCUGGAUAUAUACAGCUAUAGUAUACAGGUCUAACGUUACAUUGACGUGUAUGUGCACUGUUGUCAUAGCCAAUUGUUGCGCUGUUAUUUCUGGCAUGUGAGAACUUCGGGCGCAGUCACUUAGCACUGAACUGGGUCGCCGCAGGCAGCUCAAAGCGUCCGACAGCACAGAACGGUGGGCAGCCACUCAUAAAGUAAGGCGAGUUCACUGGUGCAGAUCUAAAGUGAACUCCUUUUGUUGACGAGCCUCCUAUUUGCCUUGGCUGCAGCUAUUCUAUGGCUGCACGGUAGCCCCUUGCAGAACCGGUUUCAGACCUGUGUAUAGAACGAUUAGUCUGUAAACGACAAGACAGGACAGCCGUCGGACAAGUGGCCUGUUGACACAAACCGAAGCAGACAAAACAGUCAAGUCAAACUGGUGUGAAAGGCGUUUAGUUCCAGUUUGGCUGAACACUCGGGCGUCCACUUAACCCUCACAGCACGAAUGGCGACGGAGACGAAGAAGAAGAAGGCAAAGCAAGCGGCCCUUCCCUCGGGCUACCGGGUGGUCGUACUCGGGGACGGCGGCGUCGGUAAGUCGUCCCUCAUACGGCGGUUCGUCAUGGGGUCGUUCGAGGAGGACCUGAAACCGACGCUAGACGAUAUCUACCUGCACCCGCUGUACAUGGACGGGCGCCAAAGCAGAAUGGAGAUCGUAGACACGGGAGGGACUCACACGUUCCCCUCGCUGAGACGACUGGAGAUCUCACGGGCACACGCACUCGUCCUGGUCUACUCCGCCAGCAGUCUCAAAUCAUUCAUUCGUGUCACAGAUAUCAUGGACUCCAUCUCGGCCGUGGGAGGUGGGGUACACAACACGCCCAUCAUCAUCGUCGGGAACAAGUUCGACACGGAGUCGGAAGAAUCGCGCCAGGUCCCCGUGGACCAAGGCUUCCAGCUCGCGCGCCUCUGGAACUGCAGAUUCAUGGAGGGCUCCGUCAAAAGUUGCACCAACGUCGACGUCGUCUUCGAGAAGCUGAUCGACCAGGAGAAACGCUGGCUGGUGACGCUUUCCAAGACGUCAAAGAUUGACGCCUUCAGGUCCAAGGUGCGGAAGGCGUUCGAGGAGAACACGCAGAUUCUGCGGAGCCAGAGGCCGAGAGAUCCGUGGAGAAAGGUUCCUCCCGUGGUCGUAGGAACUUGAUUUCUUUACACGUACACUGGUCAAAGUUUGAUCAAGGAUGUAAAAGGGUUUUCUUUAACCCCGUUGCCUUUGAAAUGAAUACCGUGACUAAGACUUUGUUUUAAACCUCCUUGGGACUCUUCAAAGAUUGUAGAGGCAGAACACAGUGGAUGAUGAUGAUGGUACUGUAAUUGUAGUAGUAGUAGAAAUAGACUGGUUUAUUCCUCGACAGCAAAGUUGCGCCUUACCAAUUAGAUAUUUCUGUGCCAUGUAAAACGCUAUAUGAUUACAGAUUUAUUGUUUGUAUAUGUACAUUUUGGAUCUUAUCGAAGUUGUAUGUCAUCUGUUUGCCAUUUACUAAUAUGUAUCGAUAUUAUGACGUAAACUGAUUUUCUGUAAGCAUAUCUUGACUCUCAAUUUUCCACCAAAUCGUAAUGUAAAUUUAGACAUCCUUAAGGCUACGUACAGAAAGUUGUCCGUACUUGUUAAUGUUAAAAAAUCAGAAUAACAUGGUCUAGCGAGGGGAUAGAGACCAAGGAGGAUAGAUAGAUCAAUGAGGUUGAAAUUACAUAAUCAUAACUUCCUUGGAUAGAUAGAGAUAACUUCUGAUUUGUGUCGAAAUAGUCAAGAGACAUCAGGGUUACUCUUCUCAUGACGAUGUCAUACGCUGAUAUUUCAUAUUCAAAUGGCACAGCAAUUAUGUGAGACAGAAUAAAGAUAUUCUCAUGAUCUUGAAGA